AUGGCUUCGACACAAUCUCUAAACCCGCCGCCAGGCAGCAGCAAUGAGAAGGCACCAGAGUUCACACCAUCGUCCUCAGAAGCACCGCAGGACGCUGUGGACGUUACUCCGGACCGGCCUGCUGAAGAGACAUGGGAGGACAUCCCCGAGGAGAUCAUAUCUUUGAGCAUCCGUACACGAGUUCGGCUCACCGACAAUGACUUGAAGGUGAUGCCCUCGGAGACGUUACGUCUGCAACAAGAGCAGAAUGCCACGAAGGAGAAGAUUCGGGACAAUGGGGAGAAGAUCACGCAGGACAAGGUCUUGCCUUACCUUGUGGCGAAUAUAGUCGAGAUUCUGGACGUGAAUUCUGAAACUGAGGACGGCAGCGCGAACCGAGACCUUGACUCUAUGCGCAAGGGGAGAUUCGCCGUCAUCAAGCCCUCGACACAACAAACCGUCUUCUUCCCGCUCACCGACCUCGUCCCGCCCGAGAAUCUCAGACCCGGCGAUCCCCUCGCGGGGCUGGAGAAGCAGAUCGAGGGGCUAAUUGAGGCGAUUGUCCUGCUCGUGGAGCGAGCGGACGGGCUCAAGGCGCCUGGCAUCAAGCCUCCGAAGGGUUCUCUCAUGUAUGGUCCUCCGGCAGGGUCGAUAAGUGCCGUUUGGGACAUCGUCUGGUUCGUCCCUCUCGACCGGAUUGAGUUCGUCAUGAAGGCCACCAUUUUCAAGAGUUUUUGCAACCGCCACAACGCCGCAAUGGCGCAGGCUUCCAUCUCCCCGCCCACUCGGGUGCCCCCAUGGCCCGCACCCAGUCCCGCGCGGCCUCCGUCACGAGUCCCUUUACUACAACCGUGUGUCGUUCAUCGCGUCGUUCGCAGGGCCGGCUUCGGCACAAACGUCUCGAUGAAGCCGGAGGUGCUUCCCACCUCCCAUGUGGCACACGAGGAAGAGUCGUUUGGCAACCAUCUUCGUGUUCGGAUUCCGCAAAUCGUCCUCGCCGCGAUGACGCACCGGAAGCUGUAUGGCAUCGACUCUGCGGACGGCGCGGUGAACGGUGGGCGAUGGAGAUGCGCCGCAGGUCGUUGUCUUGUGGGCAUGACCCUCUUCCAUGUGGACGCGCUGGCGGGCGAACAUGCAAGAGGCGUGCUGGUAUCUGCUGAUGGAUUCGACAUCAUUGCCUGGCCCGUCAUUGAAGUGUACUUGCUCCGCAGCGGCUCCCAAGAACCCGUCGUCAUGCUAGAUGAGCGCACGUCUAUCUUCGAAACGGAAGAAAUCAAGGAAGCCUCUGUCAACUCGUCCCAUCCAUCUUCUCCCUUCGUAACGGUGCUUCCGGCCAGCGUCGAUUCUCCGGACACAGAACCUCGUCCGAGGUCGACUCCACCGACAAGCAUAUAA
Fomitopsis serialis is the source of this 1374-nucleotide messenger RNA. RefSeq lists its product as uncharacterized. The coding region runs from base 1 to 1374 and encodes 457 amino acids. The record is from RefSeq and is a predicted model, not a curated record. The transcript has 10 exons. Lineage: Eukaryota; Fungi; Basidiomycota; Agaricomycetes; Polyporales; Fomitopsidaceae.